Messenger RNA from Rotaria sp. Silwood2, 930 nucleotides. The record is from the annotation of a GenBank genome assembly. Lineage: Eukaryota; Metazoa; Rotifera; Eurotatoria; Philodinida; Philodinidae.
AUGGCAGUGAAAGAGAAACCUAAAUUGAGUUUUGUUGAAAAUUUUGCAUUGAGUGGUUUUGCUGCUGUUGUAUCUAAAACAGCGGCUGCACCAAUUGAACGUGUUAAAUUACUCGUACAAAAUCAAGGUGAAAUGAUAAAACAAGGUACUCUAUCUCGACCAUACAACGGUGUUAUUGAUUGUACUGUUCGAACAUUCAGAAGUGAAGGACUUAUUCCAUUUUGGCGAGGCAAUUUAGCUAAUUGUAUUCGAUAUUUUCCAACACAAGCAUUGAAUUUUGCAUUCAAAGAUAAAAUAAAAUUAAUGUUUAAACAAAGUAAAAAUGAUCCAUAUAUGGUCAAUUUCGGUAAAAAUGUCGCAAGUGGUGGUGUAGCUGGUGCAUUAUCAUUAUGUUUUGUUUAUUCACUUGAUUAUGCUCGUACACGUUUGGCUAAUGAUCUUAAAAGUACAAAGAAAGGUGGAGGAGAACGAAAAUAUAAUGGUCUUGUUGAUGUUUAUAAAAAAACUUUGGCAACUGAUGGUUUUGUUGGACUUUAUCGUGGUUUUGUUAUAUCAUGUGUUGGAAUUAUUGUUUACCGAGGUUGUUACUUCGGUUUUUAUGAUACAUUAAAACCAUUAUUACUUGGUCCAGAUGCUGGUAUAAUGUUAUCAUUUUUACUUGGUUAUGGUGUUACAGUAACAUCUGGUUUAAUAUCAUAUCCAGUUGAUACUAUUAGAAGACGUAUGAUGAUGACAUCUGGUCAAGCUGUUAAAUAUAAAGGUUCAUUAGAUUGUAUGUUUCAAAUAUUACGACAGGAAGGUCUUAUGGCUUUGUUUAAAGGAGCUGGUGCAAAUAUUCUAAGGGGUAUUGCUGGUGCUGGUGUAUUAGCUGGUUUUGAUAAACUUGUACAAGUUUAUACCGGUAUUAAAGUUGAUACCAGUGGUGGUUAA